GCGAUGGCGUAGCGGCAGCGCCGCCGCAGGACGCAGGGAAGCCAACUAGCGAGUGGCGGCGACGGUAGUGGCGGUGGCAGUUUGCGGCGAGGGCGACGGCUCUGAGGCCGAGCGACGGCCUAGCGGAGACCGCGGUGCCCACUUCCGCGUGAUCUCUUGUGAUCAGCCUUGUACCUUUUCCACAUUUGAAGAUGGUGAAGCUAGAUAUUCAUACUCUGGCCCAUCACCUCAAGCAGGAACGCUUAUAUGUAAAUUCUGAGAAACAGCUCAUUCAGAGGCUCAAUGCAGAUGUCCUUAAGACAGCUGAAAAGUUGUACCGUACAGCAUGGAUUGCUAAGCAACAGAGAAUUAAUUUGGAUCGGCUUAUCAUAACCAGUGCUGAAGCUUCUCCUGCUGAAUGUUGCCAGCAUGCCAAGAUUUUGGAAGAUACACAGUUUGUUGAUGGAUAUAAGCAGUUGGGAUUUCAGGAGACUGCUUUUGGGGAAUUCUUGAGUCGAUUAAGGGAAAAUCCUCGUCUUAUUGCCUCCUCUUUGGUUGCUGGAGAGAAACUUAAUCAGGAGAACACACACAGUGUUAUUUACACAGUUUUUACCUCCCUCUAUGGCAACUGCAUUAUGCAAGAAGAUGAAAGCUACCUCCUUCAGGUUUUGAGAUACUUGAUUGAAUUUGAACUUAAGGAAAGUGACAACCCCAGGCGACUUCUAAGGAGAGGAACUUGUGCCUUCAGCAUCUUAUUUAAACUUUUUUCCGAAGGACUGUUUUCUGCCAAACUUUUCCUCACAGCUACUUUGCAUGAGCCGAUCAUGCAACUGCUGGUUGAAGAUGAAGAUCACCUUGAAACAGAUCCAAACAAGCUAAUUGAGAGGUUCUCCCCAUCUCAACAGGAGAAACUCUUUGGAGAGAAAGGCUCAGAUAGAUUCAGGCAAAAGGUUCAAGAGAUGGUAGAUUCCAAUGAGGCCAAACUAGUGGCUUUGGUGAACAAAUUUAUUGGUUAUCUCAAGCAGAACACAUAUUGCUUUCCACAUAGUUUGAGGUGGAUUGUGUCACAGAUGUACAAAACCCUGUCCUGUGUGGAUAGACUGGAAGUUGGGGAGGUCAGGGCAAUGUGUACUGAUCUCCUGUUGGCCUGCUUCAUUUGUCCUGCAGUUGUCAAUCCAGAACAAUAUGGAAUAAUUUCUGAUGCUCCUAUUAAUGAGGUGGCGAGAUUUAAUCUGAUGCAGGUCGGGCGCCUUUUGCAGCAGUUAGCGAUGACUGGCUCUGAAGAGGGCGAUCCCCGGACAAAGAGCAGCCUUGGGAAAUUUGACAAAAGCUGUGUUGCUGCUUUCCUUGAUGUUGUGAUUGGCGGCCGUGCAGUGGAGACCCCUCCAAUGUCCUCUGUUAAUCUUCUGGAAGGGUUGAGCAGAACUGUGGUUUAUAUAACUUACAGUCAGCUUACUACUCUGGUGAAUUUUAUGAAGAGUGUAAUGUCUGGAGAUCAACUGAGAGAAGAUAGAAUGGCUCUUGACAAUUUAUUGGCAAACCUCCCCCAGGCAAAGCCAGGAAAAAGCAGCAGUUUAGAAAUGACUCCCUACAAUACUCCUCAGUUGUCUCCAGCAACCACACCAGCAAAUAAAAAGAAUCGAUUGCCUAUAGCAACUCGGAGCAGGAACCGCACCAAUGUGCUAAUGGACCUACAUAUGGACCAUGAAGGACCAUUUCAAGAAACCAUCCAGGAGGUACAACCAGAAGAGGUGUUGGUCAUUUCCUUAGGGACAGGUCCACAGCUUACUCCAGGGAUGAUGUCAGAAAAUGAGGUCCUAAACAUGCAACUUUUGGAUGGAGGACAAGGAGAUGUCCCUGUCGAUGAAAACAAACUCCAUGGUAAACCUGAUAAAACCUUGCGCUUUUCCCUCUGCAGUGAUAAUCUGGAAGGAAUAUCUGAAGGUCCUUCAAACCGUUCCAAUUCAGUAUCCUCUCUAGACCUGGAAGGAGAGUCUGUAUCAGAACUAGGAGCAGGGCCUUCUGGGAGUAACGGAGUUGAAGCUCUACAGCUGUUAGAGCAUGAGCAAGCUACAACACAAGAUAAUCUUGAUGAUAAGCUAAGGAAGUUUGAAAUUCGUGACAUGAUGGGACUGACAGAUGAUAGGGAUAUAUCAGAAACAGUGAGUGAGACCUGGAGUACAGACGUCUUGGGAAGUGAUUUUGACCCGAACAUUGAUGAAGAUCGUUUGCAAGAAAUUGCAGGUGCAGCAGCAGAGAACAUGUUAGGCAGUUUACUAUGCCUGCCAGGCUCAGGGUCAGUGCUGCUUGACCCCUGCACUGGUUCUACCAUAUCAGAGACAACAAGCGAAGCUUGGAGUGUAGAGGUAUUGCCGAGUGACUCAGAGGCCCCAGAUCUAAAGCAGGAGGAGCGGCUUCAAGAACUGGAGAGCUGUUCUGGACUGGGCAGCACAUCUGAUGAUACGGAUGUCAGGGAGGUCAGUUCCCGCCCCAGCACACCAGGCCUCAGUGUUGUGUCGGGCAUAAGUGCAACCUCUGAGGAUAUUCCCAAUAAGACUGAAGACCUGAGAUCUGAGUGCAGUUCUGAUUUUGGGGGUAAAGAUUCUGUCACCAGUCCAGACAUGGAUGAAGUAACUCAUGGUGCCCACCAGCUGACCUCUCCUCCUUCUCAGUCAGAAUCUCUGCUUGCCAUGUUUGAUCCACUGUCUUCACAUGAAGGGGCUUCCGCUGUGGUAAGGCCAAAGGUUCACUAUGCCAGGCCAUCGCAUCCACCACCAGAUCCUCCAAUCCUGGAAGGAGCUGUGGGAGGCCAUGAGGCUCGGUUGCCAAACUUUGGUUCCCACAUUUUAACUCCAGCAGAAAUGGAGGCAUUCAGGCAAAGGCAUUCUUACCCUGAGAGACUAGUUCGCAGCAGGAGCUCCGAUAUAGUAUCUUCUGUCCGGCGACCCAUGAGUGACCCCAGCUGGAACCGACGUCCAGGGAAUGAAGAGCGAGAACUCCCUGCAGCUGCAGCCAUUGGUGCUACUUCUUUGGUGGCUGCUCCGCAUUCGUCAUCUUCAUCCCCGAGUAAGGACUCCUCGAGAGGAGAGACUGAAGAACGCAAAGAUAGUGAUGACGAGAAAUCAGACAGGAACAGACCUUGGUGGAGAAAACGUUUUGUUUCUGCCAUGCCUAAAGCUCCUAUACCAUUUAGAAAGAAAGAAAAACAAGAAAAAGACAAAGAUGAUCUGGGGCCUGACAGAUUCUCAACACUCACAGAUGAUCCCAGCCCUAGACUCAGUGCACAAGCUCAGGUCGCUGAGGAUAUUUUGGACAAGUACAGGAAUGCCAUCAAACGAACCAGCCCCAGUGAAGGAGCAAUGGCAAACUAUGAAAGUGCAGAGGUUAUGGGUGAUGGGGAAAGUGCACAUGAUUCUCCUCGUGAGGAGGCCCUGCAGAACAUCUCAGCCGAUGACCUCCCAGACUCCGCCAGCCAGGCCGCCCACCCACAGGACUCAGCUUUUUCUUACAGAGAUGCAAAAAAGAAACUGAGGCUUGCUCUUUGCUCUGCGGAUUCUGUUGCUUUCCCAGUGCUAACCCAUUCAACAAGGAAUGGCUUACCAGACCAUACAGACCCAGAAGACAAUGAAAUUGUAUGCUUCUUAAAAGUUCAAAUAGCUGAAGCAAUUAAUUUACAAGAUAAGAACCUAAUGGCUCAACUUCAAGAAACAAUGCGUUGUGUGUGCCGCUUUGAUAACAGGACUUGUAGGAAACUGCUGGCAUCUAUCGCCGAGGACUAUAGGAAAAGGGCCCCCUAUAUUGCAUAUCUCACCCGUUGUCGACAAGGACUGCAGACCACACAGGCUCACCUGGAAAGGCUACUCCAAAGGGUUUUGCGGGACAAAGAGGUAGCCAAUAGAUACUUUACCACCGUCUGUGUGAGACUGCUGCUUGAGAGCAAAGAAAAGAAGAUCAGGGAAUUCAUUCAAGACUUUCAGAAACUCACAGCAGCUGAUGACAAAACUGCUCAGGUAGAAGAUUUUCUGCAGUUCCUUUAUGGUGCAAUGGCCCAGGACGUCAUAUGGCAAAAUGCGAGUGAAGAGCAGCUCCAGGAUGCUCAACUUGCCAUUGAACGUAGUGUGAUGAAUCGGAUUUUCAAGCUUGCUUUCUACCCUAAUCAGGAUGGGGACAUACUUCGUGACCAGGUUCUUCAUGAACAUAUUCAGAGACUGUCUAAAGUAGUGACUGCAAAUCACAGAGCUCUCCAGAUACCAGAGGUUUAUCUUCGGGAGGCACCAUGGCCAUCUGCACAGUCAGAAAUCAGGACUAUAAGUGCUUACAAGACACCCCGGGACAAAGUGCAGUGCAUCCUGAGAAUGUGCUCCACGAUCAUGAACUUACUGAGCCUGGCCAAUGAGGAUUCUGUCCCAGGAGCAGAUGACUUUGUCCCCGUUUUGGUAUUUGUGUUGAUAAAGGCAAAUCCACCCUGUUUGCUGUCCACUGUUCAGUAUAUCAGUAGUUUUUAUGCCAGCUGUCUUUCUGGAGAGGAGUCCUAUUGGUGGAUGCAGUUCACAGCAGCAGUGGAAUUCAUUAAAACUAUUGAUGACCGAAAGUGACUACAGCCAAGGCCCACCAAGGCAGCAGACUGUUAGGCGGGCAAACCGAUCCCUUAGAGAAUGUACCAGCUGCUUUGAAGGCUGAAGAUUGUUUUUGUAUAAUAUUGUACAGUAUUCAGACAUUUUAAAUAGAUCUUUACUAAACAGGUUAAUGGGCUAACAAGCAGGUUCUCUUUUCUUUGGGCUCUUUUCCUGUCUGAGUUGCGUAUUUUGUUAUUUUCUUGUCCCAAGUAGAGAAUAAUACUGCAAAAAGGGACCACAUUUUCAGGUAUUUUGAAAUAUUGGGAAAAAAAAAUAUCUCCUAGAAAAUUCCCAGAUCUCCAUUCAUGGGUAUCCAUUCUUUUGUUUUAUUUCAGAAAAAGAGUGUACACCUCUUUCAAGAUGCUCUCUGAUCUCAUAUGCAUCCAAUGGAAGGAAAAUACCAGUUGCACUGAGGGUGAUUAUAAUAGUGGUGACAUUAGUGGCAUUAUCUAUAAAUACAGUCACCUAAAUUGAAAAGCUAAGAAGGAAAUGUAAAUAUAUAUUUAUAUUUGAUGUAAUAUGGACAUCUUCAGAUUCUAAUAAACAAGGAAUAUUGGCAGUAGUAGGUUUGAUGUAUCCUCUUGUGAAAUGGGUUCCUUGACAAAAUUUAAGCUAAGCUUAAAAGCAAAAAGCAAAUACACAGAAAUGUUUAUUAAGGUGUAAUACAGUUCACUGAACUUUCUAGGUGUGGAGUUUGAUGCACAGGGCUACCUUUGAUGAAAGGUAUAAAAAUCACUUGGACAUUUCUUACCUUGGAUGUCUCUGAGCCUGCUGUAGACUCCUGAUCCAUACAUGCUGUACAAAGGAACAGGAGCUAUGUAGUACAUUAUUGUGGUACUUCUCAUCUGAAAUACUAGUAAGUACAGUGUAGAAACCCCAAACAGAACUCCUUACAGACUUCUAAUUGUAAUAUAUUUUUGAUGAUUAUUCACAUUGAAUGCACAGACCAGGAAUUCAGUGAAUAUCAUUUUUUUAAAAAACUAAUUUGUAUUGUCUAGUGACACAAGUUUUACUAGUGAUAAGCUAUUUUAAUCAAUCAUACUAUUCUUAUGGGAAAAAAUCUAUUUUGUCAGGUUUCUGUGCCUUUAUUUCCCUCUUCUGAAAAAAAUUACAUGCUACGGUAUUUUUAUUUGAUUGUAUAUUGAUAACUAACUAAUCAGGAGCGGGUUUUGGUUCUGUGAAAUUGAGCAAGGAGGUUCACCAAAGCUUCAAGCACAUGUGUUGUACUUAGGGUAUCACCAGCUGGUUUCACUUUGUAUGUUUCCUAAACACAUUUAGCUGCUUUUAUAACAAACUCAGUCCCACAGUUUGAGCCCCUUGUUGCUGGCAGCAUUUCCAGGCAUUUUUAAGGGAACUGAGACCAACAGCCUUAAGCAGAUGAAUACAGAGGCUGUCUCCUCCCUCCCUCCAAGAUCCUUUUGUGUAACUGUGACUAAAGAAGCUGGAUUUUCAUUAUGCCUCCACCUCUUCUCAUUCAUUUAUUUUAUAAUACCAAAAUAAGUUGCAGAGGAGUGUGGGAUGUGGUUUCUGCCUUUUAGGGAGAGAUCAAAAUUAAACUAGUACCACAAAAUGUCCUUUUGAAUGUUAGGUCAAGAAAUCUGUGUACAGACAUGUGCUUCAUGGGCUGUAACUGUCAAAUUUGCCUAGGUAUUAGAAGUCAGAUCCCAUCAUAAAUACUUAACAAAACAAACUGCCUAAUGUGAUUUCUAAGACCCUCUAGAGGGAGUCCAUUUACUUCACAUUUGAUUCAAUAAAUGUUAAGUCAAUGGAAGACUUGGAGUAGUUGAAAUUCAUUGUUAAGGGACUUAACUCAUAAGUCAGUGAGAUUUUUUUCCUCCACAAUGGUUGCUAAUUGAUUGCAUGUUAUUACUAUGGAAAUAAAUACGACGAUGUGGACAUGGCACAGGGCUUGUUUCUGUGAGGCUGAGGUGACAAGUUGAGUGUAGGGCUUACUGGAGGCAGGCGACAGAGCUCUGCAGCACUUGAGCUGGUGGUGAGGGUAGAAGCCCAGAGUCACUGUAUCUCUGAGUCAGAGGCAGGCAUUUGGGUCUUGACUCAGGUGCUGGCAAAGAAGCACAGCCCAGCUGUUUAAGGGGCAGCUAAGUUUCCCUCAGGAAAUCCUGUCAGGAGCAAGGACAAACCAGCAUUAACCAUUACUGGUCUGAUUCCAGGAGAGGAUUCAUUGUAGUGUUGUUUCUGAAUCUGCAAGGCAGGUGGGGGUGGGGGUGAGAUAGGGAGGAAUUUGAUUUUGCUCUUUCAAGAAUGAGGAAUAGUUGUUCUAAUGUUUCACUAUACUUCUUUCCAGUACCUAUUCUAUGUGAAAGAUUACUGCAAAAGUGUAAAAUCACCCAUAGGAAACAUUCAGUAGCCACCAGUUAUUACAUGGAACUUACAAGGAUAAUGAAUGUUAAAUGGAGAGGUGGUGACUCAGUUUAUUGAAAUGUUACAGAAUUAACUCCUCUAAUGAAAAAUCAGUUUGUAUUUCAUAUUAAUAUUCUGCUGUGGCAGAGAGUUCAGUAAUAGAAAUAUAGAUUGAAGAUUGUUUUUUCUUUUGAAGUUUUUAAAAAAGUUUUUCCUUGUGAAUUAUUUUUUUAAAAACCUGGCAAACAUUUUGUUUUCUUUCUCCAUGUUCAAAACUCAGCCAGUUACUGCUUUCUUCUUUUUUUUAUUUUAAAAAAAACCUGCUUACAAAAGCCUUUUUAUACAGAUAUAAAAUCACUGUUGUAAGAGAAUUAGGCUUUACGAGGGAUUGAAAAUGUGGUGCAUGGUUUUCCUUUUCCUAUUGUGUCCUGAAAGCCUUUGUUUAGUUUAUUUCACCAUACAUGUUCCUGAGGUAAAUAAGAAAACAAAAAUCUGGCCCAAAAAUAGGCUGUGUUCUUGCCAUAAGAAUCUGUAACUGACUGCCCAUGCCAGCCCGGCGCCACUUUUCUGUUGCCUGUCGUGGGAAUUCCAGUUUGGGCCAAGAUCAUCUAGGUGUUUUAAAUGGGUGCAGUUUUAAAAUACUACUUUCUCUGAUGUGAUUGGGUAUGAAAAGGGAAAGUAGGACCACACUUGCUCUGAAUUAUUAGUGGAUUGUGUAGAACUGAUGGAAAUGUGGAGUUAGCAUUCUUCAUUUCUGUGUACUAGACAUUCUCUUCCUGCCUCUCCAUUUUCUUAAAGGAAAAAUCUGUAUUUGCUCUCCUUUUAUUUAUUUUAAGUCUAGUAAAUUUAUUCUGUAUGUAAUAACAAAAUAUGUGGGGUGUGGGGUCAAAUAAUCUUGAAGGUCAAAGAAUUUUUAGUAAAGUCGAUUAACAGUGACAAGACAUUUGAGAUAUUUUUGAAUGCCAAAAUGCUUCAGAACUUUGCCAGAUUAAUAAUUCUUAAUGUAGUUUAGAAUAUAGGUUACCCAAGAAGUAGGAUGACCUGGAUAACUUUAUUACUCUUGAGAACGUUUGGAGAAUGGAAAGUAUAGUUUGCUUCAGUGUUGAGGUUGGUGUGGUUGAGCUGUGGUGUCACCAUGGAGUUGCUGUGUCCAAUCUGCCUGUCCUCAGAAUAGGGUAAGUCCAAGAGAGGUGACAUCUUCUACACUUGGUUAAUGGCAGAUAGUGUGGGCAGGGGCCACAUGCCUUAAGAAUUCACCUCUGCUGAGUUGAUACUCUCAUCUACCGUAUUCUUGUGCUUCAACUGUAUUUAAAACCUUUGUACUGCCUCUCCUCUUGAAACUGACAAAACCUUGUAUGAGCCUCAGUUAAUGAGCUUGCACAAUCUUGUAUGUGUAUAGGCAACCCAUCCUGUCUCCUAAUGUGAUUGCUAGUGUAUAUCAUUCUGAAAAACUUAUUAAAAAGGGAGAGCAGUUGAAUUCACUGGG
Messenger RNA from Manis pentadactyla (Chinese pangolin), 8442 nucleotides. RefSeq names its product GTPase activating protein and VPS9 domains 1 (gene GAPVD1). Gene Ontology annotation, molecular function: calmodulin binding; small GTPase binding; guanyl-nucleotide exchange factor activity. The record is from RefSeq and is a predicted model, not a curated record. The transcript is spliced from 26 exons. The coding region runs from base 192 to 4574 and encodes 1460 amino acids. Gene Ontology annotation, cellular component: endocytic vesicle; cytosol; cytoplasm. Gene Ontology annotation, biological process: vesicle-mediated transport; regulation of actin cytoskeleton organization; regulation of GTPase activity. Lineage: Eukaryota; Metazoa; Chordata; Mammalia; Pholidota; Manidae.